AUGCAUAGCAUUUUUAAAGGUAACAUGGACUGCAACAUCGAUAUUGAAGAACACGACAUCCUGGAGCAUCCGAUGGUGAAAAUGAAUGUACUCGUUUUGAAAACGGAGACUCUGCACGAUGAAAGAGAAAAAUCCGCCUUAGAAAAACCCAAACUAACACCCGACUUUCAAGAAAUCGACACCAAGCCGAUUAUCCACAACAAAAUCAUCUUGGGCACUAAAUGUCCCAACAAGAUUAUCUUAGGAUCGCGACUGAAACCGAAAGAGAAAGACCCUUAUUCCGUGCUAGUGUCCGUCAUCGACUGGCGAUACCUCCUCGAUAGAAACCCACUCUUCUGCAAGGAGUGUGGAAUUCUGUUCUCCACCCGCAACACGUACGACGCCCACAGAACGAGCGAGCACUCCCUCCUGGAGGUUAGAGGACGUGUGGACGUAGACACCCACUGUAGCGACACGGGUCCCCUGAAGUGCUACGUGUGCGGUUACGUGCUCAAAACCCGUCGUUUAUAUGACUCGCAUAUGGCAACCCAGCACAGUACCGAUAUAGAACCAUCAGUCCGAGCAGACGGUCGACCGGCGCGCGUCUUACGAUCGAAAAGCACCGUCGAGAAAGCGAACGUCGCCAAGAAGAGUACCGCCAAGCCCACGAGCCUGUACGAAGCGCUCAACAUUGAGACGAGACUAGAUCCUAGGCCUAAGAAGGUAGAGUACUUACGCUGUCCCGAAUGCGGUUUGUACUUCAAGAUGGUCGGGAGCUUCCUGGGUCACUGCGAACGGAUACAUAAAGUAGUACCCUCGAUUGAGCGGGUCGAUUUCGACGGCCGCUGCCGCUGUGGCUAUAAGAACGACUGCUAUGCUACGUUCAAUCAGCACGUGUACGACAAUCAUAUCUAUCGACGGAUACUGAUGAAUCCCGACGGCCCAAAGUCUCCGCCGGCAGAGCCGAGUUCUAAUCGCACGAAACCGCUAACCUUACUGAAACCCUAUAAGCCCAAGGAAUCAGUGGUGAUACCGAACACUACGAUCUUCAAGUGUCCAAAGUGCAAUGUCCACUUUCCAUCUUGCCGGGUCGCUUACAACCACUUCGUGCGGUGCAGAAACCUCUUUACCGAUAAGCAAACUUGUGGCCGAUGCGACCUCACCUUCCGCAAUUCCGACGUGAGAAUUCACGAACUACAGCACCGGCUCAGCGAUUCCAUCACAAUAAUAGAACUCUCCAAGGAAAUUUUCCACCGUAUAGUGCUGGUUUGCGCCGAUUGUCGGGUCGGCUUCACGGGUAAAUUGAAUCAAUGUCAUAAGAAUUGUAACUCACCCGAGACUUUUAAGUGCGAAAGAUGCAACUUGUAUGUAGAUCGGCAAUCGCAAGCCAAACACGAGAAAAUACAUAGCAAAGGAGAGGAUGCUACGAUAGUGGAAUUCGUGUGCCUUAGCGCCGAAGUUCUGUGCGGCUGGCGGGACAAGGAUGUCCUCUACUAUUGCACUAUAUGCGAUUCCUACGAUGUCAUAGCCGAUUUGGAUUACCAUAAAGAUUUUUGUGUGCGAAACAAAACUUUGAGGUGUGAGUCUUGCGGACUUCGAUUCAGCACAGCCGCGCACGCGCAACACGCGAGGGAGCACGAUACGUUUGAGGUGGAAAAGUUAAGAAUUUACGAUAUGCACACCAGAAAGACGAUUAAAGCGAAUACUACACCGGGUGUAUCUAGAUUGAAGAGACGCAUGAGUAAGAAACACGAUGUCGAUGCAUUUUCUACUUGUGCGGAGCGAGAACCCAAAAUGCAAAAGUUAUCCCAAAACGUCGCUACAGGCGUCAAUAUAAGUUCGGACAUCAUGCAAACGUACCUCGCCUCGCAGUCGCUCUGGAAUAUUUUAUAUCAAUGCCAAGCGUGCGAUGUUGUCUACGACAAGUACGACUUAGCCGUGGAGCACAGCCAGGACCACUUGAUUCAGAGCGCUUUUGAGGCGCCCAGUGAAAGGUGCUCCAAAUGCGAGUUCUUAUAUGACAAAAAGGUUCUCGAAAGGCAUCUAGCAUUACACAGCGGGGCGGAGAUCGACCAGAGUUCGUUUCGUUUGCUGAAAUUCGACUAUAUGAAGCUUUUAAACGACGCCUGGGAUGAUAUGUUCGCAAGCAUAGCGGACGUCCAGCGACGGCAUAUACUAGCGAAGAGCGUUUACGAGAAGGAGCGGGGCCUUCGCCUGGAGUUAAAAUUCGAUGGCCCCGCAGACAACACUAAUUUCGUUUGCGCCAGCUGCGACGUCGUGGUGGACGUGGAAGAUCUACGUAUUCACGCGGGUUCUCACCGGGCGUGCGUAAAAGAUACUAAAUUCGCCUGUCCAAAUUGCGAACUGUCAUUCGCGUCGAACACCGCCCUCGCUCGCCACAAAUCGUCGCCUCACGGCGCCAAGACGCGUAUCAUCGCCUUCAACAGGACAGACCAUCACUGCGCUAACGUCGCACUGCUCAAAGCCUACGAAGACAUCGAAGCCACGAGCGAGAAUCGUGAAACCGAUGGAGUACCUCUGUUCAAAUGUUCUUUUUGUAAUUUGGGAUACCAGACAUUAAAAGGGACACGGUAUCACAAGUGCCCCGGAACCGGCGUGCCAUGUCGACAUUGCCGCGUGCUAUUCACCAGGAAGACGAUAAAGAAUCACGAAGCGUUACAUGAGGCGGGGCUACAAAUUCGCUUAGUCACCUUUCAGAGUAAGAGAAAUCCAGCGGCGAACGAAACGGCCGACCGCCAAUGCCAUAGCCGUCAGACCCCUGUCACGAGCGUCAAAGGACAUUCGCGGACCGACAGAAGUCGUCACGAUGAACGAAAACUUGGCGAGGACAGUUUUGCCGACGCAGAACGCGCCUCUCUCGAAGCGCGUAGGGAUAUCGUGUACAAGUGCGACUGUCGUCUUUUAUUCAUGUGUCGCGACAAGUUCCUGGAGCAUCGCAGCGUGUGCGACAAAGACUUGUACGCCAUCAAGUGCAAGUGCGGUCUCCGAUUCCACAAGAAUUCGUUGCAGGCGCACUUGAAGGCGCACGCCAAUUGCGCAUCCGUUAAGAGACACCUCGUCGCCACCGUAGAAUUGGGCACGAGCGACACGCGAAACCCGAAACACUGGUUGUACGUUUGCGCCGUUUGCGGCACCCACUCCUCGACCGUCGAAGCUCUGAACUGCCGCUUGCACAAAAGGAAACCUACCGUGCAGCAAUGCACGCUCUGUAGAGUGAAUUUUCCGGCGGGGACGUCGAGACACCACGUGCGAAUGCAUCACAAGGAGCUGAAGCUAAACGUGAAGAACCUUCACAAGGUAGUGUUGAGCGCGAUCGGCGUCGAGGACCUGAGGAAUAAUAGAAGCGUACCGCAGGCGAACGCGGCGGAACCUACCGGGCCAGUGCUGCACAGAUGCGGCGACUGUGAUUUACACGGCCGAGCGCACGCCGCGGGGAAGGAGAUGCGCCAAGCCGCGUGCGAAAUAUGCGGCAUGCUGUUUUCCACCAUGAGUCUGCCGCUGCACAAGAAGUACCAUCACGCGCAGCACGGCAAAGUCAACGCUAUACCCCGGAACCGCGGACGAAGCAGAGUCGCGUCUUCUCCCAAAGUUUCGACCGUAAAAUCGUCGCGCGAAUUUUUGCCUCCUUCUAAUACUGAGAGAAGAGCCAUCCCGGAAGCGUCUCUUUUCAAAUGUGGCGUUUGCAACGUUUACUUCCUGACGCGAGACAUGUGCUACGACCACGCGGUCGACCAUAAACGGCUGGACCCCACGGAGUAUAUCGGGUGUAAAAUGUGCGACAUGCAACUGUUGUGCGAAUGCGUGGGCGCUCAUAUGAAAUCGCACAGGGAGGGUAGUUUUAAGUUAGAAGGCUUAGUGAUCACCGAGUUCAUGCCGGGUGACAAUGGGCCAGCGGCCGAUACCUACUUGGCGGUGGAAAGGAUGGACCACUUGAUUAGUACCACGACGAAUUGUGAUUAA
This is a messenger RNA of Leptosia nina, 3960 nucleotides long. Lineage: Eukaryota; Metazoa; Arthropoda; Insecta; Lepidoptera; Pieridae. The record is from the annotation of a GenBank genome assembly.